CUCUUUUUUUCUGUUUUUUUUUUUUUUUCAUUUUGAAGUUGCUUGGCUUUGUCCUCUAUAUGGGUGCUUCCUCUGAAUUUCCAAAGUACUGCAUAAAACAACAAAACAAAACACACAUACCCACUGUUUUUACAUUCUAUUCUUGGGUGCUCUUAAAGUUCAUAUUUUUAACGGAACUGCUGUAACAACAGGUUUCACUGAAACUCAACUCAGCGAGAUAAAGUUGUGGUUUUGGUUUAAAAUUUUUUAUUAUUAGUUUGAAAAUUUGAAAUUUGAUGAAUUAUUAAGUUAUGUUUACUUGAUCUCUUUUUAUCUUUUCUUCGGUGUUUAAUUUGAUUUUGCUUUGACAAAAUCAUACCUUCCUUUCGUCUUUUUCUGCUUUUUCCUAUUCUCUCAAGUGGGAAAUCAAACUCUCAACAGGCUUUUUUACCCCCUUUGUUCGGCCCCUUGAUUAUCAUUCUUUUAGAGUUCACAUUCUUAGUAUAACCGGGUUUACUUUUACUUUUCUCCCUCUUUGAAAAUUUCUUAACUUUUUCUGAGCCUCUGAACACAGAAUUGUGGUGUUAGACUAGGGGUAUGUGAGGCUAUGGCUUGGUAUAUUGUGCUUAAAAGUAGUUGUUUUUGACACUUUCGUUUAAUCUCCUUGUGAGAUUUUCUUCCUUGUGACUGUAAGGCGAGAAGCUGGUUUUGUUAUCGAUCCACUUAAACUCCAAUGGAUUAUGUUUGACCGAGUUUAAAAAGAUCUCCAUAUUCUAUAUUGAGGGUGUACAGUGCCUUGUGGUCUGAUGUCCGGGAAUCUUUUUAGAGCAGACAGUCGGUUGCUUGGUUGACUAUUCCAGCAAUUGCGGAAUUUCAUGUGAGAUCUGUUCUGGCAUGAAAAGGAACCCUGUCCUUUAAUUGCAAUUGAUGUCUUUUUUCUGGAGCUAAGAAAAUGGGGGGUUGUGUUUCAACUAGUAGCCAGAGUAACUGUAGUAGCAGAAGCAAUGGAGAGACAGUUUCCCCUGCAUGUUUGGGGAUGGGAUUUUUUGGCCAAAAGAGAACUAAGAGAACAUUCUCAGAGCAUCUUGUUACAAUGCAUAAUUUAUCUUCAAUACUGAACAGGGUUGUUAUGAAUGGAAAAAGUCGAAGCUCUUGCAUAUUCACACAGCAGGGUCGCAAGGGAAUCAACCAAGAUGCCAUGAUUGUGUGGGAAGAUUUCAUGUCGCAAGAUGUGACUUUCUGUGGUGUAUUUGAUGGACAUGGUCCUUAUGGGCAUCAUGUUGCUCGCAAAGUGCGGGAUGCUUUGCCAAUGAAGUUAUUAUCAUUGUUGCUAUCUUCUCAGUCAAGGCAGAAUGCUUCAGGUAAAGCACGUUUCAGAGGGAAUAUAAAGAAACCAGAUACUGUAGAUACUGAGAAGGAUGGCUCACCUGAGGAUAAAUUGAACUUGUUAUGGAAAGAAGCAUUUAUGAAGUCAUACAAGUCCAUGGACAAAGAGCUAAGGUCCCUUCCUAAUUUGGAUUGCUUUUGUAGUGGUAGCACCGCCAUUACAAUAGUGAAACAGGGGUCCAAUCUUUUCAUGGGAUAUAUCGGAGAUUCACGGGCGAUCAUGGGAUCUAAGGACAACAAUGAUUCUAUGGUGGCAAUUCAGUUAACUGUUGAUCUAAAACCUGAUUUGCCGAGGGAAGCUGAGAGGAUUAAACGAUGUAAAGGUAGGGUGUUUGCAUUGCAAGAUGAGCCUGAAGUAUCCAGAGUUUGGUUGCCAUUCGAUGAUGCUCCUGGUCUAGCAAUGGCUCGAGCAUUUGGUGAUUUCUGUUUGAAGGAGUAUGGGGUGAUUUCAAUACCUGAAUUUUCUCACCGGACACUUACAGAUAGAGAUCAGUUCAUUGUGCUUGCUUCAGACGGGGUUUGGGAUGUCCUGAGCAAUGAGGAGGUUGUUGAAAUUAUAUCCUCUGCACCAACUCGAGCAUCUGCUGCUAAGAUCCUAGUGGAAGGUGCCGCACGUGAAUGGAAACUCAAAUAUCCAACUUCAAAGAUGGAUGACUGUGCGGUUGUUUGUUUAUAUUUAGAUGGGAAAAUGGACUCAGAAUCUGAUUAUGAUGAACAAGGUUUUUCAUCUGCAACCCUUCAAAGCAAUCACUCCGGUAAUGCAGUUGAAUCAGAUGAUGGCCAGAAGUCUGAUCCAUCUUUGCAAAGAAAUUUCACCGUUCGAUCAUCAGAUGAAAGUGACACAUAUGGAAAACUGUCAGUGGAGGAUGAAGGGAAUGGAGAAACGGUACCUGCUGAAGAUCAGAAUUGGUCUGGUUUGGAAGGUGUUACCCGGGUGAAUUCUCUAGUACAACUUCCAAGAUUUUCAGAGGAUAGACCAAACCCGUAAAUUUUGACAAGAUUGUGGGAAUGAAUGGAACCCUGCUUCCUUUGUAAUAUCUUGCUUCAAAGCCUUAAUGAACUGGAAAUACUCUGAAUUGGCGCUCUGCCUAAAAGGGUUUGUGCAGUGGGCAUUUUAUUAUUGAGUAAUAUUUCAUGUUAGAGUACAAAUAUUGACAUGUCAUUAUGUGAUUUGAUGUUAUUUUAUGUUAAAUCUAAAAUUAUCUAAUCAUGUGAUGACAUGUCGAUAUUUGCAUUUGAUUGUUGCCCUCCCUUCAUGCUUAGUGUUGUUGAUAUGCUGAACAAAAUUGGUGGGAGGUUUUGUCAGGAAUUGUACUGAUCAGUAUAAUUGUGAUAAUAGUGUACCAGUCUCAAUUGAGAUUUCC
Messenger RNA from Mangifera indica (mango), 2729 nucleotides. Its product is annotated as probable protein phosphatase 2C 52. The record is from RefSeq and is a predicted model, not a curated record. NCBI's taxonomy places the organism in Eukaryota, Viridiplantae, Streptophyta, Magnoliopsida, Sapindales, Anacardiaceae. The coding region runs from base 932 to 2353 and encodes 473 amino acids. The transcript is spliced from 6 exons. Gene Ontology annotation, biological process: protein dephosphorylation. Gene Ontology annotation, molecular function: protein serine/threonine phosphatase activity.